UUCAAAAAAAUCAAAGAAAAAAUCCCAACUUUGUCAAAAUUGGAAAGUUAGAACCUUGUUUGGUUUUUCAUAGAAAGUGACCCAAUAUUUUUAAUUAUGAGUAAUAAAAUUUUCCAAAUGUUAAAGCUUGGAAUUUGGAAAGAACAGCUGAGAUCAUGGCGCAUUGAAUUGAAACACACUAAUCUUCACGCACAUUUCUCUCUUCCUCCAUUCCUCGAUUCUCGUCCCCAUUCAUUUAUGGAACUUUAAUACUUAUUGCAUUUUCCCUCUUUUUCCUCAAUUAUAAUCACUCUUCCUUGCUUUACCUUCUUCCCCUUGAAGAUCUUAUUACUCACAUUAUCUGAAGCAGUUGUUGGAGAAGAAGUUAACUUUAUCAUGUCUACUGUGGGUAACUCGACGAAUAUCUUCUGGCAUGAAUGUCCAGUUGGAAAGAUGGAUAGGCAAAAGCUACUUGAUCAAAAGGGAUGUGUUGUUUGGAUUACUGGUCUUAGUGGAUCAGGAAAAAGCACAUUGGCUUGCUCUUUAGAUAGAGAGCUACAUUCCAGGGGUAAACUAUCUUAUGUACUUGAUGGAGACAAUCUUAGGCAUGGUUUAAACAAGAAUCUUGGCUUUUCCGCUGAGGACCGUGCUGAAAACAUACGCAGAGUUGGGGAGGUUGCGAAGCUAUUUUCAGAUGCUGGCUUGAUUUGUAUAGCAAGUUUGAUAUCUCCGUAUAGAAAAGAUCGUGAUGCUUGUCGUGCAAUGCUACCAGAUGGAAAUUUCGUUGAGGUUUUCAUGAACAUGCCUUUGGAAGUUUGUGAAGAACGAGAUGCCAAAGGACUUUAUAAGCUUGCUCGUGCUGGAAAGAUCAAAGGCUUUACUGGCAUAGAUGACCCAUACGAGCCUCCACUGAACUGUGAGAUAGAACUGAAUUUGUUAAACGGAAUUUGCCCAACACCACUCGAAAUGGCUGGGCAGGUAACAUCAUACUUAGGCGAGAAAGGCUUCUUACAUUACGAAUGAUCUCAUACUGUCGGGUUUUGUUGUUUGCAUACGGCCUUACAUGUCUAGAUAUUGCUUAACAAGUAAUGCUUGGGUGCCAUGCUUGGGUGCCUGGGAAAAUCCAAGCAAGUUCGGGUUUGGUUUGAUUAUGCUCCAUUAAUAGGAUUGUAUGUAUUGAAUAUGAAGAUGAUUCUCAUUUAUCCUGUUUAGAUGGUAUUUUUGGUUCUUCAUUUCUAUUACCACAAGUUCUGGAUUUGUUCUUUAUUAAAGGUGUAGUCCAUAAAGUGAUAAAACUAUUUUUUAUUUUAGUUUGCAAA
This is a messenger RNA of Amaranthus tricolor (Joseph's coat), 1298 nucleotides long. RefSeq names its product adenylyl-sulfate kinase 3. The record is from RefSeq and is a predicted model, not a curated record. Lineage: Eukaryota; Viridiplantae; Streptophyta; Magnoliopsida; Caryophyllales; Amaranthaceae. Gene Ontology annotation, biological process: sulfate assimilation. The transcript is spliced from 7 exons. The coding region runs from base 376 to 1002 and encodes 208 amino acids. Gene Ontology annotation, molecular function: ATP binding; adenylylsulfate kinase activity.